This is a messenger RNA of Helobdella robusta, 975 nucleotides long. RefSeq lists its product as hypothetical. Gene Ontology annotation, cellular component: nucleus; cytoplasm. NCBI's taxonomy places the organism in Eukaryota, Metazoa, Annelida, Clitellata, Rhynchobdellida, Glossiphoniidae. The transcript has 5 exons. The coding region runs from base 1 to 975 and encodes 324 amino acids. The record is from RefSeq and is a predicted model, not a curated record.
AUGAGCGAUAAUGAAAGCAUACCACGUGUUGAUCUCGGAAUCCUCGCGAAAGUGCCGAAAUGGAGAUUUUACUCUCAUUUGUUUCCGUCAAAAGUCGGCGCGAAACCGGCCUGGCUGUCGUUAAAACCGCUGCCUACUGUCGACAACCUAAAAUGUGGCAUUUGUUCAGAAGUCUGCAUCUUCCUCCUCCAAAUUUACUCCCCACUGAUCGAGAGUGAUGACUCCUUCCAUCGGACGAUUUUCGUUUUCAUCUGUCGGAAUCCUAAUUGUAGCCUGCCUAACGAUUCCCGAAACAUCGUAGUGCUACGUUCUUGUCUGCCUAGAGAGAACCGGUUUUACUCUUACAUUCCCCCUGAUUAUGACUCGGAAACUGCUAAUAGAAGUGCGCCAUCUGAAUGUUAUUAUCAAAGUUUGUGUGCCCUGUGUGGGUGCGUUGGGCAAAAAAAAUGUGGGUCUUGCCAGAGAAUUUAUUAUUGCUGUAAAAGUCACCAGGUACUUGAUUGGAAGGAAGGGCAUAAGGAAGAGUGUGGAGUACUUCAAAUAGGCAGAAAUGAUAAUACCAUUGAGGAAGGAGCAAAGAGUUUUGAGACAGAACUAACGAAAUCAAACUUUUCGGUAGAGGAACUUGAGAAAAUGGCCUUUUCAAAGUCUGACAGAACAUUUGAAAAUUUUAAAAAAAUUGUCAAAGUCCACCCAGAACAAAUGAUUAGGUAUUCUCGUAAAGGAACACCUCUGUGGAUAACUGAUGAGAAUCAAUUGAAUGUCGACGACGUUCCUAAUUGUCAGUACUGUGGAUCCAGGAGGGUAUUUGAAUUUCAGAUUAUGCCGCACCUAGUUUACAAACUCGGACUCGACUCUAUCGGAAAAAGCUUGGACUGGGGUGUCAUCUCGAUCUUUACCUGUGAGAAGAGCUGCACUGAUACUAGCAACAACUACCUCAGAGAGUUUGCUUACAAACAAGAUGUCACUAAUUGA